AUGGAUAGCGACGAGCAGCUUUCUCCUAUCGGCGAAUCGAGCGUCCCAGUUCCAAACAGGAUGCUAAGGCGAUUGAAGAGGGCUACAUCGAUCUCCGAUUUAUGUCCUGGAUCUGAAACCCAAGUGGGCGGUGACGAAGAUCUGGGGAAGCCUGGAUUGCAGUCUGCGAAGGAUUUCGAUGGGUCUGAAGAAGAAGACGGGCUGCGAUCCGAUCUCGAGGGUUUGGGUGUGGAGGAUGGAGUUACCGCGAGGAAGAUUCUCGAUUUUGAUUCGGUGCCUGAGAUUAACCCCUCGAUUAAAGAUUUGGGCGAGAAAGGUGUAGACGAAAUCUCUGAUUCGGAGAUAAGAGAGGAAAUUAGGGUUUCGGAAACGAAGGAAGCUGGAAAGGCGCAGCCGAGUUUCGAGACGAGCGGGCCUGAGUUUGAUUCCGCAUUUGAGGAAUCGGGCGAGAAAGGCGAAGACGAGAUCUCCGAGUCGGAUUCAGGAGAGGAAUUUAGUGUUUCGGAAACGAAGGAAGCUGGAAAGAAGCGACGACCAGUCCUCGAAACCAGUGAUAGCGAGGGAAAGGAGAGGAAGAGAAAUAAGAAGAGGAACAAAACGAGUGUCGAUUUCGAUGAGCUCCCAAUCUCUACUUCUUCCAUGAACAUGACUAAGAAGGAAAGAAGAGAGUAUCUUGACCAGCUUCGUGCAGAAAACCAGAGACUCUUGCGAGAAACUAGAGAAGCUGCCUUUAAACCCGCCCCUCUUGUUCGGAAACCUAUUUCGUCCGUCUUGGAGAAAAUUCGACGAAGAAAAGAGGAGAUUUCAAAACAAUUCCUUAGCAGGAAAAAGUCCAAAUUUAUCGACCUAUGUGACUGUUUAGAUGAGAAUGAUUUUGAGGAAGUUGUAAUCGAAGAGAUGAAUGAAGAUACGAAUUUGAAAUUUACAAGCAAGCAAAGUCAUGGAGGAGAGGAUUGUGUGGAUGACUCUGCAGGUCCAUCGACGAACUCAGGCAGUCCCUCUAACAAAAAAGUUGAAAGUAACGCUACUCAUCAGGAUCCAUCCAUGCGUUGUAAAACGACUAACUCUGGAGAUGAACUUCCAGAGAAGACGUCAAGCAGAUCUACGGAAGAAGUAAUGACACCAUCCGUACUUGCCAAGAACCUCAAACUGAACCUGACUCCUGCACCUGACAAUUGUUCUGAAGAAGCUGAGCACAUUAAGGAAAAUUCUGAUCAUGAGGAGACCCAAGAUUCACCUCCUGGCGACCCUGUCAGAAAAUUUAUUGACGAGGACGCUGAAGAGGAAGAUGACAGCGACAACGAUUUACUCCGGUUCGAUGGUGAGGAAGAAGACGAAGAUGAAGAAGAUGAUGAUGAUCUCGUGGAUAUGAUUGUUAGCCAAUUUAAGGAAGAUCCAGCUGAUAAGGACAGACGUGACGAACUGCAUCAGAAGUGGCUCGAGCAACAGGAUGCUGCAGGGACAGAGAAGCUCUUACAGAAGCUAAAACAUGGCUUGCAGCAGGAGGAAACAUCAUUGUCUGAAGAUGAAGACGACAAUGCUGAUGAUGAAGAGAGGGCUGGUGAUGGUGGUGAUGAUGAAGAAGUACAAAAACCUAUAGCCAGUGAAGAUGAAGAUGAAGACGAAGAAGAUCCGAGUCAUGCAAAUUCCAUGCGGAUGAACAUAAAGAAAAUAAAGGAAAUGAUCCCUUUGAUGUUCACAGAUGAAGAUGACGUUUAUGUGUCAUCCGACGAUGAGGAAAUGGAGAAGAAGCUCCUUCAACAGCGGUUAUACAGGAAAAUGGAGCUAAAGAACAAGUCUUCAUCAGCUAUCGGAGAUGAAAACUCUGAGGAAAUUCUUCGCUACAUUAAGAAGCCUGAGAUCCAAAAGAAAGCAAAACCUUCAUCUCUUAAAGAGAAGGCACUCAUGGGAAUAAACAAAAACCCCGCUGCAUCCAAGUCGUCGUUCUUGGGUAGACUUACAAAGAGUUCAAUGUCAGAAGGAUCUCGCAAGCGCGGAUCAAACGUUGUACGUGGCUAUAUAUUCGAACGUGAUGACAGUAACAGCAAAAGCUCAAAGUCAGUGCCAGAAGAACCUUCGGUUCCAGAAACGAUCACUCAAGAAAAGAGCCGAACAAGAAGAGCUCCGGCGAAAUUCACCGCCUCACAGUCGCAGGAGAGAUCAUCAGUAACAUCACAAGCAACCGCGGUGGAGGAGGAGACGAGCAAGAGGCAACGAACAACACUGUACGAGAUUCUAAAGAUGUCUUCGAAGAAAACUUGCUUCACUUCAGGCGAGACAGUGAUAAGCAGCAGCCACACUGAGUCUAUAUUUGCUGCUUUCAAAUUGGAUAAAAAACAGGGAAAGAGAUGA
Microthlaspi erraticum is the source of this 2352-nucleotide messenger RNA. The record is from the annotation of a GenBank genome assembly. Lineage: Eukaryota; Viridiplantae; Streptophyta; Magnoliopsida; Brassicales; Brassicaceae.